GAGAGAAAUACUUACAAAGAAAUAUCAAGACCAAGGCACAUAAACCUACUCACGAAGUUCUAGAUAUAGUUUCAUAUCCCUUCUUUAUCUUGUAACUAGAUUUUGAGAAAAAGCUAAAGUGUAACUUUCUCGGGUUGGGGUCGUGUGUGAGAGCUUUGUUGUAAAGCUGAGAGGCUCUCUACCCGCAAGGUAGAGAUGCAUAACUCUUCCUAGAGAGGAUAGAGUUGGGGUGGCUCAAGGGUGGAUUAGGAGAAUUUACCUUGUAACCACAAAAGGCUUUUUAGUGAAGUUGUUUAAAAUUCCUCCGAGGGGGGUCGGGUUUUUUAAUCCCUUUGAGCCAAGGGAUUUUUCCUCGUUAAAUCCUUGUGCACUUUACUAUUUCGCAUUUCCCUGAACCCCACACUAGAACUGUGCGAAAAACUGUCACGGUUCCACACACACAAUUCACAUCCUCUUGUGUUGCUAACCGUUUCAUGAGACGAAGCACAUGAGAGAUCAUUAAACACUGAUGUGCUGUUUGGCAUACUUAAAAAAGUUGUAUCUCGGCGUCAUGAUUUUAAGCUUAUUGUGACGUCUGCCACGCUGAAUUCACGGAAAUUUUCUGACUUUUUUGGAAGUGUACCAAUCUUCAACAUUCCGGGUAGAACAUUCCCCGUUCAACACAUGUACAGCAAAACUCCUUAUGAAGAUUAUGUAGAGGCUGCAGUAAAGCAGGCUAUGACCAUCCACAUAACUAGCGCUCCAGGUGAUAUACUCAUAUUCAUGACUGGUCAAGAUGAGAUUAAAGCUACAUGUGAUGCACUCCAAGAACGAAUGGAACAGUUAGUGACCUCAACUAAACAAGCUGUAGCCAAUCUACUCAUCCUUCCCAUCUACUCCCAACUACCUGCUGAUUUGCAGGCUAAGAUAUUUCAGAAGUCCGGUGAAGGAGAACGCAAAUGCAUUGUCGCCACAAACAUUGCAAAAACAUCCUUAACUGUUGAUGGAAUUUUCUAUGUGAUUGAUACUGGCUACUCCAAGAUGAAGGUGUAUAAUCCGCGCAUGGGUAUGGAUGCCCUUCAAGUGUUUCCGGUCAGUCAAGCAGCGGCAAACCAGCGAGCAGGGCGGGCUGGUAGAACAGGGCCUGGAACUUGCUACCGACUUUAUACCGAGAGUGCAUACUUGAACGAGAUGCUUCCAAGCCCUGUACCAGAAAUCCAAAGGACAAACCUUGGAAAUGUCGUAUUACUGCUAAAGUCUCUCGAGAUCUCAAAUUUGUUAGAUUUUGAUUUUAUGGAUCCACCACCUCAGGAAAACAUCCUCAACUCCAUGUACCAGCUGUGGGUAUUGGGCGCGCUUAGUAACGUCGGUGACCUAACUGGUCUUGGCUGGAAAAUGGUGGAGUUCCCGUUGGACCCGCCUCUUGCUAAGAUGCUUCUCAUGGGAGAACAACUGGAGUGCUUGAAUGAAGUUCUCACCAUUGUGGCGAUGCUUUCAGUACCUUCGGUUUUUUUCAGACCCAAGGAUCGGGCAGAAGAGAGUGAUGCUGCCCGGGAGAAGUUCUUUGUGCCAGAAUCUGAUCAUCUCACACUGCUAAAUGUGUACCAGCAAUGGAAGGCAAAUCAGUACAGGGGUGAUUGGUGUAACCAUCAUUUCUUACAUGUCAAAGGUCUGCGUAAGGCAAGGGAGGUGAGAUCUCAACUGCUGGAUAUCCUCACGACGCUCAAAAAC
Molecule: messenger RNA, 1710 nt
Organism: Cuscuta europaea
Lineage: Eukaryota; Viridiplantae; Streptophyta; Magnoliopsida; Solanales; Convolvulaceae
Source: the annotation of a GenBank genome assembly